This is a messenger RNA of Urocitellus parryii (Arctic ground squirrel), 416 nucleotides long. Lineage: Eukaryota; Metazoa; Chordata; Mammalia; Rodentia; Sciuridae. The record is from RefSeq and is a predicted model, not a curated record.
UGUGCAUCGUGGCCAAUGCCCUCCUAUUGGUGCCUGAUGGGAAGACCUGGAGCAGUGACCAACUCAGCUUGCAAGUCCUGCUGAUGCCUGGCUUCAUCGGCGGGGGAUUGAUGAUUCUGCGUUCCUUCUCCUUCUCGGCCUUGGGAAUGCUUGGUGCCAUCUACUGCCUCUUCGUCUCAGCAGCUGGACUCCGAAUGGGACCUAAGUGCUCCAAGAAUGCCAAGUGGGCCUACCACUUACAAGAAAGCUCAGGGGCUUACUUGAGCAACCAUGAGUACUGGAACUUGUGUGAAAAGCCACCCAAUGUGGUGCCCUGGAAUGUGACGCUCUUCUCGUUGCUGAUGGUUGCCUCAUGCCUGGAGAUCUUGCUGUGUAGCAUACACCUGGUGAACCCUAUAAUUUUACCCUUUGUCUGA